GAGUGGCAGAGAAAGAGAGUCUCUCCCAUAAAAGCACAACUACUUUGAGUGGUGGAAGAGUCUUGCUCACCGCAACAGUGCACUGGUGUGCAUGCUUGAAGAACCUGAAUGACAGGGUUUGGUCUUACCUUUUGGUUCCAGUAGGUCUGACUCCGCGAGCAACCCUUCAAAAGUUCGACCACUGAGUGUUUUGAAGACACCUGGAUUUGAGGAAAACCUGUUGUAACUUGUUACUUGCCUUCUUCACGACUAAGACAUGGUACUCUGGAUUAUUCUUCCCAUCUCCCUCUCUCUGGUUUCCUUCACUGGAACAUGGACUGUAUAUGGCCUGGCCUUCGCUUACAAUCAUGUGUGCUCUCUCAGUGACUGGGGGAAUACCAACUACUGCAAAGUGAACCGGACCACUGGAUGUUGCUUUGUUCCCACUAUAAGCUCAAGUGGAAUACACGCACCAGAACAUUCUCUUUUUACAGCCACAAUCAACGGUGGAUCCUUUCUGUUUCUGCUCUUCUCUAUAUUCCACCAUGCACAUAUUAUGGAGAAACAUGCAUGCCACUCCAUGCUGAGCAAGUUUGCACUUGUCUUUGGUGUGGUGGCAGCCUUGGGGGCAUUCGCAGCUGGAAACUGCAAUCCAGGUUACCUGUCACUGCUCCACUACCUCGGCGCUGCCCUGAGUUUCAUGUGCAUCUGCUUCUACACGGUGCUGCUCACUGUGCUGACCGGGAAGUGUGAGCUGACCGGAUUUGAGAAGAUUCUCUACCCGUUCCGCAUCACCUCCACUGUGGUUCAAACCAUCGUCACCAUCUGCUAUACGGUUUUUUUUGCCCAGGAGGAGUACUAUUACGUUCACCUGUCGGCUAUAUUUGAAUGGAUGCUCAGCUUCAACCUGGAGCUGUUUGAGUUGAGCUUCGUCGUGGAGUUUUGGUUCUUCUCGUCCUUCAUGCUCUCAAACUUGUUGAACAGACGAGAGGAAGAAAAGCCUUUGAUGUUGACUCUGUCCUGAUAUGUGGCUGCCAGGGUCCAGGUGCAGCGCAUGGGCAGUGACGAUGGACUGAGUAAGACAUCUGGACCGUAGCUGGAGGAGCAAUACUUUUUACCAUCAUUCUGCUCGAAUGGAUUCAAAGCCAUUUAUGGAUUAUGACCACUUUUACUCCACUCUUGCCAAGAAUUUAAUGAUUGUCUUUACUGGGUGUGGGUAGUUCUUAUUCCUUAUUUAUUAAAACAAGCUUGUACAGCAAAUGACCAAAACACAUCAGUUGUAUUAUGCUUUCAUGAAAGCCAUGUCAAUGCUCUGCCAACAGAACAAUUAGCCUGAUGUGUCUUAUUGUUCAUUUUUUGUUACACUUUAUCGGACAUUAAUAUGAUCAACAAUGAUAAAAAUAUCACUGUUAGCUUCAUAUUAAGGUUCUUUUAAUUAUUUGCGAAUAGCUUUGGCACUUUAAUAAAAAUCCUGACCACUGUUAA
Messenger RNA from Pseudoliparis swirei, 1464 nucleotides. RefSeq lists its product as uncharacterized. The record is from RefSeq and is a predicted model, not a curated record. Bases 257 to 1003 code for a protein of 248 amino acids. Gene Ontology annotation, biological process: protein localization to plasma membrane. Lineage: Eukaryota; Metazoa; Chordata; Actinopteri; Perciformes; Liparidae. The transcript has 7 exons.